UCCGGAGGCGGAUAAUCCCCAUCUCUACACGCAGCCCUAAUGCAAUCAGGAAGGAAUUGCUACAACUAACCUUAAAGGAAACACAUUUGAGGAGCAAAUGCAAGUUAGGACCUAGAAGUCCGCCUUUAGGAGAAGCUUGGACGCGGAGGGAGAUGGAUAUUUGCGUUUCACGUUAUUGUGUAAACAGCCCAAACUGUCAGUGAUAAGCCGAUAAUGUGACAGCUGCUGUCGCAUUUCAUUUAGUUUGGAGAACUGAAAGAACAUACUGCUCGCCUUUUCUUUAUCUCAGCACCAUGGUGGCAUACAAUCUGGUUUUAACUUUUAUCAUCGCGGCUCUCUGGCGGGUCAGUGGCGAACCAGAAACUCUUUCUUCACCCGCGACGCAGUUGAAUACAACAUCAUCAUCAUCCAUCAUCAGCGAAGAUGAACCGACACAUAAUGUCACAGAUGCCGCCGUGGGGUCCAGGAUUUCACCUCUAAUGACGCAUCUUCCAACUCUGAAAAACAUUGUUAUUUUCAUCUGCGUGCUAACAGCUGCUCUCAUCACAUGCCUAGUCAUCAAAGUAAUCAGAUCUGGGAGACGGAUCAGAAAAACACGAAAAUAUGACAUUAUAACGACACCUGCAGAGCGUGUGGAGAUGGCCCCUCUUAAUGAGGAGAACGAUGAUGAGGAUGACUCAACCCUCUUUGAUGUCAAAUACAGGUGAAUCCCAGCAUGAACAUCAAUAUUUGAACUCCUGUUGCACCCAGGACAACUCAAGCGAUUUCCUGUAUUUUUUUUGUUUUGUUCAAGUCUUAUCAAAUCAGCAACUUCAUAAGCUGCUUGUGCAUGGCUUUUAUCUGUGUUAAAAGGACUGGAGCCGCAUGGAUAUCAUUGUUUGCUGCUUGACUGGCGCUUCUAUCAUGUGGCACAAAUAACCUGCACAAUGCUUCCUGAUGUUAAAGAUCAGGAUGCUUCAUGUUAUCCGCAAAUGUCACGCAGUAAUCAGGCUGCUAGUGACUUUGAGGUCAAUCAUCUUUAUAAGAACUCAGAAGAAUUAUAUGAAAAUAACAUUUUCUUUUUUUACAUAUAUUUUCUGACAUUUAUUGUCAUUUAAUUUGUACUCUUGAGCUACAGUAUGUUGGGGCUGAGGAGUUUAUAGAAGGAACCAAUGACUGCUUGAAGCAACGAUAUAAACCCAUAUUAAAACUAAAGACCAACAGUUAAUGCAUAAAAUGUUAAAAUGCAACACAUUGUGCAGAGAUAACUUUAUCAAAUAUAAAAAAAUGCACACUCUGAAAAAUCUAUAAAUAUACAGUAAUUGAUAUUUUUAACUAAACUUUCAUACCAAAUAUAUUUCUACCUACUAACCACUUUAUUGUGCAUAUAUAUACUGUUGUCCGUCCUUAUGUAUGGAGUAAGCGUAUAUUUUUUUACAGUGUGUUGCUGUAGACAUUCCUGUUUUGCUGCUAUCUCAGCUGAAUUUUUACGUUUUCGAGUUUCAAUUUGAUUAAGAGCUCAAAGAAUAUAGUCAGGGUAUAUUUGUAUGGUGUUUAUGGAAUACUUCCAUUUGCUAUGAAUGUGAACGCUGUAAUCUGUUGCGAUCGGACAUGUUCAAUCAUGACAAUGUCAUUCAAUCAAGUAACCAGUGAAUGACAUCAAUAGUGAUGUAGUUACAGUAUUUAACAUGUUCAACAUGCACCCAGUGUCUUAUUUUAUAUAUCAAAACAAUGUAAUGUCACCUUAGUCAAGAUGGUUACUUGAUUAAAAAUGAUCCCUAAAAUCUGGUAUCUCUUGUUUGAGAUGGUGAACAGCUAGUUAAGUAUUGAGGAAAACCUCCCGCAAUGACUUUCCAUGAAUGGCUCACUGAUUCUUCUAAUAUCUAACUUGAAUACUGCUGUUUUUCCCCCUGAGGAGUUUCCUCUAUGAGACCAACAGAUUCUAGUUUUAAAAAGUGUCCGUAUCUUGGUGGAAAUUAUUUGACAUGUGGGUUGAAAAAACAAACAAUAAAAACAAUUUAGCCAAGUAACAUUUAAAACAAUGAAACCCAUCACUGGUUUGUCAAAUUUGUAAUAUAUUUCAUUUGAAUAACAAAUACAGGCUAAUCAACCAAAAGUCUGGUAGAAAGUAGACAUAAGAAAUAGCAAGAAGGAGCUGACAACCUUCCUCCUGCGCCCUAAAUGUAAUUACAGUAAACUAACAACAUGGCAUGGAGUACGGCUAGAUUAGCUUUCAGCAGGAAACAUGACUUUGGGUGUUGUAGGUGACCUUCUGUUUUAAUCCAAACUGUUACUUGAUAGUGCACAAUGGUGGCAGCUGUUUCUGAAUGACCUCUGUACAUGUAGAGAAUAGAAAAGAUUGCAAUGCCCAACAGUUUUUUUGUUUCCAGGAGAAAGAACAUUGUGCUAAUCUUUGUUCCUAACAAAGUUAUUGACAUUCACAGAAGACUGGAUACAUUUAUUGUCACUGUUAGAUAUACAAGCACUGUGGAGUGUGUGUGAAUGAAUCAUAUGUAAGUCAAACUUUUAACCAUAUUUUUGAUAUGUUGUUUAGCAAAUUGCUGGCUAUUUCCUGUGUUUUCCAUCAGACUAUAUUGACCACUGUUUAUUGCAGUAUUGUCAUGUUUCAUAGUAGUUUUUCACUGUACGUGCAGAAAACUGCAGAUCCAUUUUUGUGCCUCUGCUCAGUUUGUCUCAGGCGAGAAUCUCACCCUUGUACAGUUCUCCUCUAUCAUGCUGACAUCUUUUAUCUUUACUUGUGCGUGAAAUUGUGGAAAAACCCUGCUCAUCAAAGAUGCUAAUUCUGGACUUUUAUUAGAACUGCAUCAUCUGCUACAGACAGUUCCUGUCGUAAAAUGAAUCAAAGUCAUUGUGGUAGCUAUUUGAGGACUGCAGCUAAUUUCCCGAAUCCCACGUUUAAACCAAAAAAAAAGUUUAAUGUUCAAACUGUUUUGGAAGUUUAUUGAAAACAAGUCUGUUUGGUUUUUGACACAGAAAUGUUAUGUGUACCCACAACUGUCCCCCAGUUUCCAUUUCUUUGAAACACUACUGAAAUAAAAUUACUUCCUUUGAAGUGUUAAAUCGUU
Molecule: messenger RNA, 3065 nt
Organism: Centropristis striata (black sea bass)
Lineage: Eukaryota; Metazoa; Chordata; Actinopteri; Perciformes; Serranidae
Gene: fam174b
Product: family with sequence similarity 174 member B
Exons: 3
Coding region: 294-707 (137 amino acids)
Source: RefSeq, a predicted model, not a curated record